AUGGUCAAUUCAACACAGACUUCUGGCCCUUUACAGGCAUUGAGCGGUUACGUGGCAUCGUAUGGCUGGGGUCCUCUUUUGUCCAUUUCGCGGAGCACUGUACUCUCGCUUUUGUCGCGUAUUCAGAUUGGACACCUAAGACUAGUAGACGUGGACGGGAAAGACUCGACCUAUGGACAGAAACAGGUCGUCAAUGGAAAAUCGGAAAAGAGCGUUUGCUCUCUGCCCGACGUAGAAUUGACUGUGCACAAAGAUGUAUUCUGGGUGCGCAUGCUGCUCUUCGCAGACAUGGGUUUCGCAGAGAGCUAUAUGCUUGGAGAAGUCUCCUGCUCUGACUUGACAGAGUUCUUCCGGUUGUUCAUCGUCAAUCGCAACCACCUCUCGAACGGAUCCACGCUCACCUCGAACCUCUCCGCAAAACUCUCGUACCUGCUACGCAAAACAAACACACUUACAACUGCUCGUCUCAACAUCGCUGCGCAUUAUGACAUCUCCAACGACAUGUUUGCUGCAUUCCUGUCCCCAGACAUGACAUAUUCAUGCCCGAUCUGGCUGCCGAAGUCGGAUCCUCGUUCCUCCGAAGAGACGUUAGAGCAAGCUCAAAUGCGCAAGUUGAGACGCUUCAUCACCAACGCGAAGAUCAAGAAGGACGACCAUGUCUUGGAAAUCGGCACUGGUUGGGGCAGUUUUGCGAUUCUGGCAGUGAAAGAGACAGGAUGUCGCGUCACGAGUUUGACACUGUCAAUUGAGCAGAAGGCUUUGGCCGAGGAAAGAAUCGCAGAGGCCGGCUUCACGGACCGUAUUGAGGUGCUUUUGUGCGACUACCGCGCUCUGCCGACACCAAAAGACGGGAAGCUAUACGACAAAGUUGUCAGCAUUGAGAUGCUGGAAGCAGUGGGCAAGGAAUACCUGAACACCUAUUUCGAAUGUGUUGACAAGCUCCUGAAGCCUGAGGGAGGUGUUGCAGUCUUCCAAUGCAUCACAAUGCCCGAAAGCCGUUACGAUGCAUACAGCAACUCGGACGAUUUCAUUCGACGAUACAUUUUCCCUGGUGGCCAUCUUCCGACCAUUACCCAGCUGCUAGACUCUGUCCGAGCUGGUUCCUCUUGCAGGCUGAUCCCAGAGUCCGUGGAGAAUAUUGGCCCGCACUACGCAAAGACACUGCGACUAUGGCGCGAAGAAUUUAUGCAAAAUUUCGACCAAAAGAUCAAGCAAUCGCUAUUGGAAGAACACGAAGGCAUGACCGAAAAGGAUGUGGAUUUGUUCCGCAGGAAGUGGGAAUAUUAUUUUGCUUACUGUGAGGCUGGCUUCGUCACCAAGACUUUGGGCGAUGUUAUCUUCACGGUCGGAAGAGAAGGCGCGGUGGAGAUGAUGGAAGAUGUGCCCGUUUAG
Aureobasidium namibiae CBS 147.97 is the source of this 1392-nucleotide messenger RNA. Its product is annotated as cyclopropane-fatty-acyl-phospholipid synthase. Gene Ontology annotation, biological process: lipid biosynthetic process. Bases 1 to 1392 code for a protein of 463 amino acids. The record is from RefSeq and is a predicted model, not a curated record. The transcript is spliced from 4 exons. Lineage: Eukaryota; Fungi; Ascomycota; Dothideomycetes; Dothideales; Saccotheciaceae.